This is a messenger RNA of Ostertagia ostertagi, 723 nucleotides long. The record is from the annotation of a GenBank genome assembly. Lineage: Eukaryota; Metazoa; Nematoda; Chromadorea; Rhabditida; Trichostrongylidae.
AUGACGAUCUCCUACUCUGGCAACUUCUUUCGUCUACUUCUUCGAUGGAAAGGCUCUCUGUGGCGAUCUGUGUGGAGGGAAUUACUCGUCUAUCUCGCGCUUUUCUACGUUGUCAAGUUUUUCUACCUCGUUGGAAUCGACUAUCUCUCAGAGGACUCCACCGAUCGAGAAAUGUAUAGACGCAAGUUCGAAGCGUUGUGUCGUAUGUUCAAUGACUUCACUAAGCUGAUUCCUUUGACGUUCCUGCUGGGUUUCUAUGUCUCCAGUGUUGUCUCAAGGUGGUGGCGUCAAUUCGAAAGUCUGUCAUGGCCAGAAGACCUUCUGAGCAUGGUUUGCCUGAUUGUUCGUGAGAACGACGAGAAAAGUCAAAGAAGACGCCACGCGAUUGCCAGAUACGUCAAUUUGUCAUCAGCGCUUGUAUGGCGCGACGUUUCAAAGAAAAUUCGCCUUCGCUUCCCAACAGUACGAAGCCUUGUCGAAGCUGGUCUACUUACGGAAAAGGAGUUCGAUGUUUUGGAAAGUCUUGAGGAAGAUUGCGACACUGUCCGCUGGAUGGCUCCUCUUCACUGGAUCCAACAUUUGGUUACUAAAGAAGAAAAGGAAAACAAUCCCCCAACAGCCUUCAUCAACAACUUCAUGACUGAACUCAAAAUUUUUCGGCAAUCGUUGCGGAAGCUGUUCUGCUAUGAUUGGGUUUGCGUACCACUCGUUUACACCCAGGUA